Arachis ipaensis is the source of this 1000-nucleotide messenger RNA. RefSeq names its product nucleobase-ascorbate transporter 12-like. NCBI's taxonomy places the organism in Eukaryota, Viridiplantae, Streptophyta, Magnoliopsida, Fabales, Fabaceae. Gene Ontology annotation, biological process: transmembrane transport. Gene Ontology annotation, cellular component: membrane. Gene Ontology annotation, molecular function: transmembrane transporter activity. The record is from RefSeq and is a predicted model, not a curated record.
GUCACAGCACUGCAGAAAGAAUUUUUUAAGGAUGAAACAUUGCCGGGUUGAUACUUCUCAUGCACUGAGAUCAUCUCCAUGGUUUAGAUUUCCUUAUCCACUACAAUGGGGUACACCUGUCUUCCACUGGAAAAUGGCUCUUGUGAUGUGUUUGGUUUCUGUAAUCUUAUCUGUGGAUUCGGUUGGAUCAUACCAUGCCUCUUCUUUACUGGUGGCAUCCAGACCUCCAACUCCUGGAGUUCUAAGUCGAGGAAUUGGUUUGGAAGGUCUUACAAGUGUGUUGGCUGGUCUCUGGGGAACUGGAACUGGGUCGACAACUAUAACUGAAAAUGUCCACACAAUUGCUGUAACUAAAAUGGGAAGCCGCAGGGCAGUUCAACUGGGGGCUUGCUUUUUAAUAGUGUUGUCUCUUGUGGGUAAGGUUGGAGGUUUCAUUGCUUCAAUUCCUGAUGUCAUUGUUGCUGGUCUACUCUGCUUUACGUGGGCAAUGCUUACUGCAUUGGGCUUGUCAAACCUAUGGUAUAGUGAGGCUGGAAGCUCUCGGAAUAUCAUCAUUGUUGGGUUAUCAUUGUUUUUCUCUCUUUCCAUACCUGCCUACUUUCAACAAUAUGGUCUCUCUCCAAACUCCAACAUGUCAGUGCCAAAUUAUUUCCAGCCUUAUGUUGUGGCUUCUCAUGGACCUAUACAGAGCAAGAAUGGAGGGGUAUGUCUUUCUCAUGUUUUAACAAACCUUAUGCUUGCAUUCUUGGUGUCAUAUUUUGUGAAAAAGAUAUUCAGAAGUGCCAUUGUCUAUUUCAUAUGUUGAGGUUACUGCAGUAGAUAAAAUUGUUUCACUGCCUAAAUAUCUGAAUGAUUUGGUGAAUGGAAGUAAACUAAAAUAAUUUUCAAUAGGGAAUAGUUAUUUGCAGUUUUCUGUUAUUUGGUUUUGACUGUAUAUUCCGCAUCAUUGACAUUCUCCUGCCUGCUCUUAUUUAAUUAGUAAUUGCGGCAUAAUCAUCUU